GCUGCACUCUGCCUGGAUGCAUGCUCCUUAAAACAGCUGGAGAGAGCAGACUCUUAGUAGAGGUACAGCCCUCUGCUAUUAUUCCAGUAAGUGAACUAAGAGCCUUUCAAUCAAUAUAAAUGGGCAAACAAGUUCUCGGGGAAUAGCUGGCUGCAUUAACAGCAGGAGAAGAAAGAACAGUUGAAGAAAACAUAAGAUGAGCUGUUUAACGGGACACAAAAACUUAAAUCUCCAGCAUCGUCUGAGUCCUCCUGACAGCUCUGUUCACCUGCAGCUAUUGAGCCUCAUAGUUCGAUGUCUGGAAAAUAUAAAUGCAUGAGUAGGCACUCUGCACAUCUUUUUUGUUACUCGUCCAGGAUUCUAAUAUACUGUUUUGGAGGAAAAUUCUAAGACAGAAAAAAGUUUUGGCUCAUUCACAGAUUGCUGUGGGACAACUUUUCUUUCUUUUUCUCAUUUGCUUCAUCAAUUUAUCACAGUUACAUUUUGCUAGACAGCAUUGGAAAUAUUUACUGAAAUCUUUUCCUUUAAAAAAAAAACUAUACUGGAGCGUUGGUAGAAAUGUCAUUCGCAUGUUUGAUUGAUGCCCCGUACUUCCUUGAGUUAAGCCCCAAUUAUUGGAAUGACAUUGCUUAAAGGAAAAAGAAAAAAAAAAUAUUUGCACCAUCUGUCUCUAAUUCUCUUUGUGAAUUGUUGACAUUGGAAAGUACAUGCAGAAAAUGGCUUCAUUUAACUUUGUUGUAUAGUGCUGUAACUUUCAGAUGCUUCAUGCUGGCUCACAUACCUUCAGCGCGGUUCCUAUGCAAAACUUGGCAAUCCACGUGCACUGGAAUUUGGAGACUUGUAUUUUUUUCAAGUGUAAACAAAAAGCCUAGGCUGAGGACACAGCUUUUUAGUGCCUUCUGAGGAAUUCCUAAUUGUCUCUCUGUCUUUCUCAUAGAACUUGUUUCUGUUUCAGUAAAUAACCUAGCCCACGUAGACUCCUUUCUCCUCCUCCUCCUCCUUUACCAGCUUCUCCUUUUCCUCAUAUAAGGAUUGGUCUGUCUUUGUCAGCCCCGCUAUACUCUGCUGACUUUUGCUGGGAAGACCUGCAUUUUUCCUGCAUGAAUAUGAAAUGGGCUGGAUGGGAUUAGGGGGAAGUGGCAACUCCGCCUCCCCCAUCAGAUUCAGGACUAGAUUAGUGGUGGAGAUGGAACAAAACAGACAGUACUGGCAGCAUGACAAUACCCAGCUUUACUGUAGCUCUAAUUUUAGGGAGCAUUCCUAUAGUGGGAUGCUUUGAUAAGUCUGCCAGCUCAUCCCUUUAUCAUCUUCUCCAAAAUCAUCAGACAGUUCGUAGGUCUCAUCAACUUGCCCAUCAUCCCCCGCCUCAGCACCCCCUACCUGCCCACCAACAUCAUCACACUGGCUGCCCAAAGUACACAGGUCGAGAGGGUUCUAUCGGUGACUUUAUCAAUGUUACCGAGUUUGGUGUCGAUUGCCUAAACUGGCUGGAAAUUCCCACUUACUUGGAAAGAACUCCAGGUAAAGGAUUGGGGGACCACAACUUCUGCAGGAACCCGGAUGGGAGGAGUAAACCUUGGUGCUUCUUCAGGAACAAUCAUGGUAGAGUGGACUGGGCAUACUGUGACUGCAAACAAGGGUCAGUGCGUCUACGAGGGAACCAGAAAAGCGAGUCAGAGGGAAACGUAGUGGAAGUCUAUGUGAAUGGUGCCUGGGGAACCAUAUGCAGCAGCCAGUGGGAUGAUAAUGAUGCCUCUGUCGUAUGUCGUCAGCUUGAAUAUGGAAAUAGAGGAGAAGCGAAGAAGAUACCAAUAUCUGGAAGGAUUCCAGCUAUCUGGAAUGACGUACGUUGCCGUGGCGGUGAAGAACAUAUUCUUAUGUGUGAAAAAAACAUCUGGCUGGGUGGGGCAUGUCCGCAGGAAGUUGCAGCUGCAGUCACAUGUAGUUCUACACAUGUCCCAGACUCUGCUUUCAUCCCCACUCGGCUCGUUGGUGGAAGCUCAGCAUUUGAAGGACGGAUUGAAGUGUUUCAUGCUGGUCGGUGGGGGACAGUGUGUGAUGACCAGUGGGAUGAUGCUGAUGCUGAAGUUGUCUGCAGGCAGCUAGGAUUUGGGGGUAUUGCUAAGGCAUGGAAUCAGGCUCAUUUUGGAGAAGGCACUGGUCCUAUAUUGCUGGAUGAAGUACAAUGCACAGGAAAUGAGCUGUCUAUAGAGGACUGUCAGCUCAGUACAUGGGGUGAACACAACUGUGGACACAAUGAAGAUGCUGGAGUCUCCUGUACACCACUGGCAGAUGGUUCCAUUAGACUAGCAGGAGGUAAAGGUAGCCAUGAAGGACGUCUAGAAGUGUUCCAUACGGCACAGUGGGGAACAGUAUGUGAUGACGGGUGGAAUGACAUGAAUACGCACGUUGUUUGCCGCCAGCUUGGAUUUAAGUAUGGAAAGAUCUCGCUGGAGAAUGAUUUUGCAGAGACUUCUGGUAUCAUUUGGCUGGAUGAUGUGAUUUGCACAGGAAAAGAGUCUACUCUCACACAGUGCACUAAGAAAGACUGGGGCAAACAUGACUGUAGCCAUCAAGAAGAUGUUUAUAUAACUUGCAACCCAGAAACUGAUCAGCAUAGGCCAUUGCCUGGUCCUCCUCUGAGGUUGAUGGAUGGUGAAACAAAGAAAGAGGGGCGUGUGGAGAUUUAUCUCAAUGGCCAGUGGGGGACAAUCUGUGAUGAUGGAUGGACCGAUAAAGAUGCGUCUGUUGUGUGUCGGCAGCUUGGCUACAAGGGUCCAGCAAAGGCCAGAACAAUGGCGUAUUUUGGAGAAGGAAAAGGUCCUAUUCAUGUGGAUAAUGUUAAAUGUACAGGGGUGGAGAGAUCAUUGGCAGACUGCAUUAAACAAGAUAUCGGAAAGCACAAUUGUCGCCAUAGUGAAGAUGCUGGUGUGAUCUGUGACUAUUUAAGUAAGAAAAUGAUGUCAGCUGGACCAAAAGAAUCAUCCCAUGUUUGUGGAUUAAGGUUGUUACAUCGGCGCCCUAAACGCAUUAUUGGGGGCAGAAAUUCCUUACGAGGUGGAUGGCCCUGGCAGGUAGCGCUAAGACUGAAAUCUUCUCAUAGUGAUGGAAGGUUGUUAUGUGGAGCUACUCUUAUCGGAAGCUGCUGGGUGCUUACUGCUGCACAUUGCUUUAAGAGAUAUGGAAACAGUACUCGUAAUUAUGUGAUAAGAGUCGGAGAUUAUCACACACUUGUCCCAGAGGAGUACGAAGAGGAUCUGGGAAUCCAGCAGAUCAUUAUCCACAAAGACUAUAGACCAGAUGGAAGUGAUUAUGAUAUUGCUUUAAUAAGACUAGAAGGAGCUCCAGACCAGUGUGUGACAUUCAGCAGCCACGUCUUACCAGCCUGUCUACCUAUGAGGCGAGAGAGGCCACAGAAAACAGCAUCAAAUUGUUAUAUUACAGGAUGGGGUGACACAGGCCGAGCAUAUUCAAGGACUUUGCAACAAGCUUCCGUGACUUUAUUACCAAAGCGGAUUUGUGAAGAGCGGUACAAGGGUCGGUUUACUGGGAGGAUGCUUUGCGCAGGAAGUCCUCCUGAGCAGAAACACGUGGACAGCUGUCAAGGAGACAGUGGCGGCCCUUUGGUGUGUGAACGAACUGGAGGCAGCUGGGUAGUAUAUGGAGUAACCUCCUGGGGUUAUGGCUGUGGUGUUAAAGACUCUCCUGGAGUAUACACAAAAGUGUCUGCCUUAAUACCAUGGAUAAAAAGUUUGACCAAUUUGUAAAGAUCGCAAAAGCCUAAAUGUUUUCAAUGUAGCCAGACCAAACUGUCAUGGAUUUCACACUGACAGCAAGGCACGUUGGAGCUAGUAUGUUGUGAUUUCUCUUCUAGGCUACUAGCUUGGGUUUAAAAUGUACAGUUUUAUUUCCUUAUCGGUCAUGUUGUAAAAAAAAAUGUGGGACUGGUAUUACCUCUCUGUAGCUGCUGUUAAAAAAAAUAAAAAUGACAAAAGGCCAGCCUUUAUGCUAGAUUAGAGUAAGCCACUCUUACAGACAAUGGGCCAGAUUCA
This is a messenger RNA of Rana temporaria (common frog), 4052 nucleotides long. RefSeq names its product serine protease 12 (gene PRSS12). Gene Ontology annotation, molecular function: serine-type endopeptidase activity. Gene Ontology annotation, biological process: proteolysis. The record is from RefSeq and is a predicted model, not a curated record. Lineage: Eukaryota; Metazoa; Chordata; Amphibia; Anura; Ranidae. Gene Ontology annotation, cellular component: membrane. The coding region runs from base 1215 to 3767 and encodes 850 amino acids. The transcript is spliced from 13 exons.